UGGUAUGAGCGUUUUUGUGCUCCGGCUUCGACAACACUGGUUGUCAAGCGUCGUGCGUGCAUCAAUCGCGGUGUAUCAAUCAACAGUGAUAGUGUACAACAGUGUAUCAACGAAGUGUCAAACCAUCACACAGAUAAAUGCCAAGUGUCAAGGAUGAAUCAGAGGGUGAAGGAGAAGAGAUGUCUCAUGACAGUAAUGAAAGUAACCAAAGUUCUGCGUCAUGCGACAGCAGUCCAGAACAUACUGACAGUGAUGACUCGUCAGAGAUGGAUGAAGACGAAUGUGAGAGGAGACGCAAUGAAUGCAUGGAAAAUCUACUAGAUUUGGAAAGACAAUUUACUUUACUCAAGGAACAAUUAUACCGAGAACGAAUCACACAAGUGGACACAAAGCUUGGUGAAGUUCGCGUUGGAAAAUCCGAAGAAUACCUAAUACCACUAGAGCGACUAAAGGAAAACAUGAAAACGAAAACGGAAGUGGCUGGAAUAUUGAAGCACUAUAGACUACAAAAUAUUCAGAAUAAAUUUAUGGCAGAAGAACUGGCUGCCCUCCAAAAUUUGGAAAGUGAAAAAAGCUUGGUCUGGGACUGCAUCCAUAACGAUUUGCAGGAGAAGAUUCGCCGUUUGGAGGAAGAUAGGAAUAACGUAGACAUACACGCGGACUUGUGGCUUAAUACAACUGGCAGAAGACGCAGGAACCAUUCGGAGAGAAGACGAGCGGUUUCCGUCGCAGGUCCUUACAUCGUUUACAUGCUCAAUGACGCGGACAUAUUAGAAGACUGGGCGUUAAUAAAAAAGAGUCUAGGUAGCCGAAAAGCAGAAAUAAUAUAAACUAUAUUUUAAGUGUAAUGAAGAACUGUUAUAAAUAUCUUUUUCACAUUACACAAUCAUCUUUGAGUAAGGAAGUAAGUUGAUGAGUAAGGAAUUUCGUCCAACCAAAAAUGGUUUAAAAUUAGACAAGCAACUGGCAUCCAUUGAGUAUCUGAUAUCCGUACAGUGUGCCUUGAUAAAAAUAAGGUUAAUUAUUUACCAGUUAAAUAAUUACCAAAUUAAAAUAUCAUUCGCCAAGAGACGUACUUCUACGGUACACUAGUGCAGGAAAAUAACGUACACGACUGUAUUACGAGAAAAACCAAAUUUAUAAUUUGUGAAAAAGAACAGGUAUUUGAUAUUUAUUGUCUAUUGUCUAACCUAAGUUUGAAUUAAUAAGAAUAUCUACAUCAUGAGCCAAAUGACAAUUAUGUUGAUCAUGUCAAAAAUAAUUGGUUUUUAUUUUCGAUAGAUGUAAUAUAUUAUUUUCUUGUUUAUUGUCUUUUGUUUCCCUGCAAUAUUAUUAUUAAGUCUUUUAUACUAUUUUGCUUUCAUUUUCCUAACAUCACGAAGAAAAAACAAAAACUCUGUGUAGAAGAUAAAUUUUUUUUACAUUCUUCUACAUCUAAAUAUUUACCUGUGUUUCUCUCUCUCUCUCUCUCUCUCUCUCUCUCUCUCUCUCUCUCUCUCUCUCUCUCUCUCUCUCUCUCUUUCUCUCUCCUUCGCUUCCCUCUUCCCCUUGUCAUCUUCCUAAUGAAAUACUAAAUUGAACUACUAUUCAACAAUUUUCAAAUCGCAACUAUUGAAAGAUAAUGGAUUCUGACAAUUUUCUUCUCGCAUGAUCUAGUCGAAAACAGAAAACACGUUAAUUUAAUAUUCUCGAAAUACUAUUCGAAAUGAGCAAUCUUGAUAUGUAAUCGAAAAUUUAUUAUUAUCAAAAUGUAUUAUAUUAGUACACCAUUAGAAUGUUAUAUAGAGAUUUCAUUUAAGCGUACUUCCAUUUAUUCGAAGGCGAAUGUAAAGAAGAGUAAUAAAAUAUAAAUAUAUUUUAUUAUUAUACUGUUUAAAUAUAUCUUAUAUUUUAAUUUACAUGACAAAAUAUUAUGUAGUCCGUCAAAUUUUUGUGUGACAUUCUAAUCAUUAAUGUGACACUAUGACUGACAAUGAGAAAAAGAAUCGUGAGGAAAAGAACUCUGUAUUAUAAAUAAAGUGAGUUUUAAUUUUUUUACAGUA
Monomorium pharaonis (pharaoh ant) is the source of this 2042-nucleotide messenger RNA. RefSeq names its product breast cancer metastasis-suppressor 1-like protein (gene Brms1). Gene Ontology annotation, molecular function: histone deacetylase binding. Gene Ontology annotation, biological process: negative regulation of transcription by RNA polymerase II. The transcript is spliced from 3 exons. Bases 138 to 830 code for a protein of 230 amino acids. The record is from RefSeq and is a predicted model, not a curated record. Gene Ontology annotation, cellular component: Sin3-type complex. Lineage: Eukaryota; Metazoa; Arthropoda; Insecta; Hymenoptera; Formicidae.